AUGUUCAGCGCCUUCCGAGCACGUCGGUACUCUGGAUUGCACGCCGGGGGAUCCCUGGUGGCGGAGACCAGUCGAGAGAGGAGUCGACAAAGAGAUGAACUGGAUUUGGGAGUUCUGAGGAGGGAGCCAAGCACGAGUAGAAGAUCGGAAACCUCGUCAUUGCUGGGGUCUAGGGACUUAGAUGCGGAGGACCGCGGCGUGUUCCUACCCCGAAGAAGAGAGGAAAUUCUCAACGCUAGUCGGGAUACGGAGAUGACGGACCUCGCCCGCUUGUUCAAUUCGACGGACGAACCUUCGAGCGGAAGGAGGCCGGGGGAGAGCGGGGAGAGCGGGCGUACAGGAGAAGCAAGGAGCGCGGGUACAUCGACAUCAACAUCGACGAUUUCGCGACGAGCAUUCAACAACUGGGACUUCCCCGAUGUGGAGAGUGAUUCGGACUCGGACGAUAGUCUCUGGAGAUCAGGGGUACCACGCCCGUCGAUGAGGCGGGGACAAGCAUCACUCAGACCAUCGUCACCACAAAACAGGAACACCCAUGUGGCGACCAGCAACACCAAUCCAUCCGACCGUCCGACUUCGGUCACCAUUCCGUCCGUUUCGAUACCGCCGUUGCAUGGAGACUUGAUUUCGUUAAGAAGAUAUCUUGAUAUCCAAAUCGGAGACGACGACGCUAGUACUAGACUGUCGGGAGAGCAGCUACGCACACCGGUCAAUCGAAACCCACCAUCGCAAGCACCCCCUGCACGGCCUUUUCUUCCUAUACCGGUACCAUCCCCCAACUUGGAUGUGGAAUUCGGGGACCGCACCGGUAGCAGUACCCGCCCAGGUCAAGGGCAAUCCCAAUCGCAGCAGGAUGACAGCACCCGCUCUUCUAUUUCUCUCAACCCACCACAGCCGCCAAGUUCUCGACCAUCCUCUUCUAUCGAAAAUUUCCGACAGGCGUUCCGAGAGCGUGGUCGUCAGUUGUCGGAGAGGAACAUCAGCAGGCUACUGGGACAUGGAUCGUCAGGCCCUUCGGGUCUUGAAACGCCAUCUGCUGCUCGUCCCACUAAUGCUUCCAACGCAGGUGGAAGUUUGGCUUCACCUCUCGACCUGCCCAGCCCCCAUGAUCCGACUGGUGCUCGAUUCGGGUUUCUGUACCGCAGGAUAGGAGUGCCUUCUGAUGACCCACCGUCCACUGGCAACCCCUCAAAUCCGUCGAGGGCUCCAGACAGACUUUCGGAUAUGUUUGCCCCUGGUCCGUAUCAAAAUACGUUCAGAAUGCUCGAAUUGGAGCGUCGUCGAAGGAUGGGUGAAGGUGAGCCGUCUGGCUCUUCAACAAUGUCGGCCAAUGCCCGCCGCUUCUCUACGCCUUCAGCUUUGUCCAUGCCUCCUCACCGCCCGUCACCACUCUCAACUGCAGCUCCGUCGAUUCCUCCCCCACCAGCGUCGACAUCGCAGGCCGCACCCACUGUACCGACACUCAUGUCAGGGAUGCGGGUUGCGACAGCGACACCCCAUCGAUACGAUGCUUCUGUAACAGCGGGCUUGGGUCGGGCAGGACGGAAUGCUCCGCCAGCGACCACGCAAAGCUCGGACAGACCCGUCAGGCCGUUGCCCCUCAAUCCUCCGUCUAGUCAUGCCAUCCGACCUAGGCCUCUUCAUCAGCAUCCAACGACCGUUCAGCGCGAUCCGUGGGAGCGAUGGCUCUACGAGGACUCGGAGUCGGACACUUCUCUUGAUCCUCUCUUCGUUCCUCGGCCUCGAAACGGUGGGCCUCGCACGAGAGGGAUCGAUCCACUCAGCGCUCAAGCAGAGGAACUGCGGCGCGCUACCCGAGAUCUUGCUCAACUGCACGACGAUCUCUCUACACUAGUAGCUCCGCGUCGGCGAACGUAUGACGUGGACGGGAUUGAAUUGAGACAUCGACCGCCUGCUGCUGCUAAUCGAAAUACCCCGUCUGCGUCGAACUCGACUACGACGACGGCCCCUCGUCAUCCGGGAAGAGAAGAAUUUAGGAGGAGAUAUUUGGAGAUUGCUACUCUUGGCGGGAGUGGGACAGAGCAACCGCCAGAGCGACAAACGAGACCGACUGGUGAUGCGAUCCGACGGGUGUUGCACAGGGCACAGCGCUUUGGUGGUUUCAGAAGGCCCUUGGCUGGUUUCAAUCCAGGCGAUUUCAUGAACGACGAUGAAUUCGACGAUUCGUAUGAAACACUAUUGUCGCUUACCGAAGAGCUCGGCGAAGUCAGGCCUCGACGUACACCCGCCAACGUCAUCGACUCUUUCACAAGUGCGAGCUAUAGCGAGUUGGCGAAUGGCGAAUCCGACAAGCGCUGUCCCAUCUGCCUUGACGACUAUGCUCCCCAGGAUCCAGUUCUGAAGUUGGAUCGGUGUCCACACUUCAUGCACAAGGACUGUCUCAAGCAAUGGCUCAACCAAGCUACGACUUGCCCAGUUUGUCGAGAGCCGGUCAUGGAGAAGAAGUCGCCCUUCAUGCCACCUAAUCGAGCGCCAAGUGCAAGUGCCGCCGGUCCUUCAACAACUUCAACUUCUUCAUCCUCUCGCCCAAGGCCAGAUCCACUGUCAUUCGCGAUGAAUCGUCCUCGUUGGCCAUCUGAACUCGGUUCUAUUCGACAAAUUGUUCCCACCCGAAACCCCAGGAUUCCUGAAGGUUCCGCCUCCCUGGGUUUCAUGCCCCAUCCCUCGCGUCUUUCCCCGAUUAACAUUCGAAUCGGAGGACCCUCUCGCAAUAAUACCAACAACAACAACAACAACAACAACAACAGUAGUAACAGUUCGGACACGAACGCGAAUAACAGCCACAACCCUGCGACGGGUCCGCCGAGAGGUCCCCAAAGGCCUCGUGAAGACACCUCUAUGGACUCUGACUCGUCGUCUGACUUUAUGAGGUUUUGA
This is a messenger RNA of Coprinopsis cinerea okayama7#130, 2898 nucleotides long. RefSeq lists its product as hypothetical. The record is from RefSeq and is a predicted model, not a curated record. The transcript has 4 exons. NCBI's taxonomy places the organism in Eukaryota, Fungi, Basidiomycota, Agaricomycetes, Agaricales, Psathyrellaceae. Bases 1 to 2898 code for a protein of 965 amino acids.